AUUCACUUCAACAAUUUGAAUAAUUUGAAUAAUCAAAAUAAUCUAAAUUUAAACAAUAACUUGGCUUUUAAUAUAAACCAAAAUAAUCUACAAAAUAAUUUACCAAAUAAUUUACCUAUUAAUAACCUCAGUAAUACUAAUUUAAAUCAAUUAAAACAAAAUAACCAAUACCAAAAUCAAUUUAUUGCAAUGAAUAAUAACAACAUAAAUAAUAUGCCCAAUAAUAUGCCCCCUAACAUAAGCAAUAUGAAUAAUAUGAAUAACAUUAAUAAUAUUAAUAAUAAUCCUAUUAACAAUAACUCAAAUCCUAUUUUAAAUAACAUAAACAAUAAUAUUAAUAACAGUCCAACGAAUAUCAAUAAUAAUAAUAAUAAUAAUAAUAAUAAUAAUAAUAAUAAUAAUAAUAAUAAUAAUAAUAUCAGUAUCAAUACCAAUAUCAACAAUAAUAACAAUAUAAAUCAAAACAUAAAUAUGAAUAAUAAUAACGUCAACACAAUCAAUAAUACAAAUACUCCUACACCUACACCUACAAAUCCAAAUAAUAUUACAAACAACAAUAAUACCAAUGUUAAUAAUUCUAUCAAUCCCAAUACUAAUAUCAAUCCCAAUACUAAUAUUAAUAUCAAUGCUAAUGCUAAUGCUAACGCUAAUGCAAAUGGUAACAAUAACAAUAACAAUAACAAUAACAAUAGCAAUAGCAAUAGCAAUAACAAUAACAUUCCAAAUACUCCUGUAAUAAACAAUACCUCUAACCCCUCAAAUUCAUCCACACCUGUCAUAAAUAAUGCUCUGAAUUUUAAUUUGGCAAAAUUCACUGAAUAUCAAAAAGAGAGAAUCAGAUUAAUCCUUGAGAUUAACACUCUAUUGAUCUAUAGAGCUGAAAUUUUUUUAAUUCAUAAAACAAACCCAGAAGCUGCCAAGUCAACCAAUUUAGAAAAAUUACCUCCAAAUAUUAAUCUUGAUGAAACUUUGCCUCAUUAUAUUAGAAGAAUUCAUUCCAAUUUAAAUACAAUCAACGAAAUAUCCGAUCUAAUUAAAAAAAAUGAUUUCAAUAAAAUUAUCAUUCCACAAAUGUUACUACCUCCUCCAAUUCCUUCAAAUGAUUUGCUCCAAAAAUAUUACAUCUUCCAAAAAUUGUUUCCUGAAGCAAUGGAAUCAUUAAAGAAACACAUUUUCUUAUUACAACAACAAAAACAACAACAACAAUUAAUCAAGAAUCAAAAUAAUUUAUCAAAUAUUUCAACUCCAGCGCCAAAUUCAGUUCAAUCAACUCCUUUAAUUGAAAAUCAAUCUAUUGCUUCAAAUCCUAACCAGAUUUUAUCUCCAUUAUCAAAUACAAAUAUAAAUAACAAUAACAAUAUUACUAAUAAUAAUAAUAAUAAUAAUAACACUAUCAUCAACAAUCAAAAUGCUAAUUCUAAUAACGUUAACAAUAACACUUUCACAACUCCUCAACUACUUCUGCAACAUCAUCAACAAUUUUUGAACCAUCAAAAAUUUCCAAACGUUCUACAAAAUGGUUUGAAUCCACAAUUAUUGAAUAGAGGUGGUGCUCAAAUGAAAUUAGCACAAAAUCAGAACCAGAAUCAAAAUCAAAAUCAAAAUCAAAAUCAAAAUCAAAAUCAAAAUCAAAAUCAAAAUCAACAGAAUCAGCAGAAUCAAUCUCAGAUGAUUAACUCAAAUCUAAUCAAUCCAAAUAUUAAUCAAUCAAAUGCUACUAAUAACAAUAAUCAGCAAAUAAUUGGUCAGAUAUCAAAUAAUCUUAAUUUUUUUUAGAAAUAUAAAC
Molecule: messenger RNA, 1786 nt
Organism: Ascoidea rubescens DSM 1968
Lineage: Eukaryota; Fungi; Ascomycota; Saccharomycetes; Ascoideales; Ascoideaceae
Exons: 1
Coding region: 214-1776 (520 amino acids)
Source: RefSeq, a predicted model, not a curated record